Molecule: messenger RNA, 954 nt
Organism: Caretta caretta (loggerhead turtle)
Lineage: Eukaryota; Metazoa; Chordata; Testudines; Cheloniidae
Product: olfactory receptor 52E2-like
Biological process (GO): G protein-coupled receptor signaling pathway
Cellular component (GO): plasma membrane
Molecular function (GO): olfactory receptor activity; G protein-coupled receptor activity
Source: RefSeq, a predicted model, not a curated record
UGCUCCAUGUCAGAUUCCAACACAACCGAAUUCACCAACCCUUCCACCUUCAUCCUGCUGGGCAUUCCUGGCCUAGAGGCAGCCCACAUUUGGCUCUCCAUACCCUUCUGCACCAUGUACACCACAGCCAUCUUGGGGAACUUCACCAUCCUGUUUAUCGUGAAGAUGGAGGCUAGCCUCCAUGUUCCAAUGUACUAUUUCCUCUGCAUGCUGGCUGUCACCGACCUGGUUCUGUCCAUGUGCACCCUGCCCAAAAUGCUGAGUAUCUUCUGGUUCAAUUCCAGGGAGAUCAAUUUCAGUGCUUGCCUCACUCAGAUGUACUUCAUUCACUGCUUCACAGUGAUGGAGUCUGGGAUCUUUGUGGCCAUGGCCUUGGAUCGCUAUGUGGCCAUCUGCCAUCCCCUGAGACAUUCCACCAUCCUGACAAACCCUUUGGUUGCCAAGAUUGGCCUGGCCGUGGUGCUGCGUGGAGGCAUGCUCGUACUGCCCUAUCCCUUCCUGGUGAGGCGCUGGCCAUAUUGCAGAACCAACAUCAUCCCCCACACGCACUGCGAGCAUAUCUAUGUGGUGACGCUGGCGUGUGCUGACAUCCGUGUCAAUAGUUAUUAUGGCCUGUUUGUGCUGUUCUGUGGGAAUGGUCUGGAUAUGUUUUUUAUUGCCAUGUCCUAUAUUCACAUACUCAGGGCCAUCUUCAGUCUCCCCACAAAGGAAGCCCGGAUCAAGACAUUUGGGACCUGUGUCUCCCACCUCUGUGCCAUCUUAGCCUUUUACAUCCCUGGUCUUUUCUCCUCCCUCACAUACCGGUUUGGCCAGAAUGUGGCCCUGCAUUUCCGUGUUCUCAUUGCCAAUGUGUACCUCCUGGUGCCCCCCAUGCUAAACCCCAUCAUCUACGGGGUAAGGACCAAACAGAUCUGGGGCAGGCUGCUCCUGCUCUUUACUCAUAAAGGGACCUGA